UUACAUUGUCAAUUACAAACACGUGCGUGAAUUUGUCGAUUUUGAGUGAUUUAAACCGUAAAAAUGAAGAAAAAAGUAUCGAAAGACAAUUCCACGAGCCCACACAAAAAGAUAAAGCUCGAAGAUGCCGAAAAAACUAAUGCAGUGAAGAAAGAUGUUAAAUUUAAGGUUGAAAAGGGUUCUAAAUUCGAAAAAAACGGCAACAAAAACGACCCGACGUCCCUUAAGGACGUGAAAGCAAAAAAGUUUCAAAAUAAAGUGAAAAUGAACGCUACCAAUGGAAUGCUAGAGAAACCCGAAGAUUGGAACAAAUUUAAGAAGGAAAAAAAGGAAUUAAAAUUGAAGAGAAAACAAACCAGAGGUAAUUUUGACGUUGUAACGCGCGCGAAGAGCAUCGGGGAAAAAUUAAGACAAAAAACUUUGAAAGGGGGAGAGGAAGAGCGUAACAAACUAAUAAACGAACUUCAUAGUUUACUGAAGGGCAAAGGAGAGUAUGCUAAGUUUGUGUUGGCCCAUGACACCGCCAGAAUAGUGCAAUGGCUGUUGAAAUACUCCUCAGACAUUGUAGUAUCGCAAAUAUCACAGGAGCUAACCCCAGUCACUGUAGAUAUGCUGCAGUCUAAAUACGGUGUAUUUUGUGUUAAAAGAUUGUUGAAAUAUGGUAGUUCAGACACCAAAAAGGCAGUAAUUGACAAAAUGCUGGGUCAUGCUGUCAAAUUGACAUCUCACUCUAUAAGCGCCUCUAUAGUGGAAACCGCGUACUCCACUUGGGCAUCUCCGCAGCAAAAACAAUUUUUAGCCCAGGAAUUCUAUGGGGACUUGUAUAAAAACAGCAAAGACAAGAAUGUCAAGCAUCUAAGAGACUCUUACAAGGAUAAUCAAAGUUUGAAAGCUGGUAUACUGAGGGCAACAAAAGAAAACAUUCUAAAGAUCAUCAACAAAGGUCUACUGGACUCAGGCUUGGUGCAAUCAGUGAUAAGCCAAUUUAUCACGGAAUGCACUGUGGAAGAUAAAACUGAGAUGAUAAGUUUGUUAGCUCCACAUAUAGUUGUCAUAAGUAACAGUAAAGAUGGCGCUAGGGCCGCUAUGCAAUGCAUAUGGCAUGGAUCAAACAAGGACAGAAAAGUUAUUAUGAAAACGUUAAAAGAGCAUAUAGUGGACUUGUCAAAACAUGAACAUGGACAUUGCACUGUCAUAACUUUGAUUGACACAGCUGAUGACACAGUUUUACUUAACAAAGUCAUUUUAAGUGAAAUAUUGAAGAAUAUCAAGGAUUUGAGUCAGUCUGAAUGGGGUAGCAAGGUACUUUUAUAUUUAAUUGACCCCUCAAAUGCGACAAUUUUCCACCCAUUAUUCCAAAACGAGCUAAAAUCAGGCCGGGAAACCUGUACAAGCAAAAAAUCCCUAGAAAUUCGCCGUCAAGAGAUUCUACAAUACUCCCUGAAAUCCCUGUUGGAUUUGGUCAAAAUAGAGCCCGAAUUUUGGCUAACGACCUCAUCUCUAGCCCUGCAAAUGCUUAUAAUUGUCAAAUCAGGCUCAGGGGAAGAUCUGAAAGAAGCCUACAAGAGCAUUGUAGGUGUAAUCUGCGAUGUGGACUGGAAAAUCAAGGAAAACGAUGCUGAAAUUGAUGGUAUCGAACAUGCCGGUUUUCACAUGGUGUUAAAAAAGCUCGCGCAGCACGAUAAAGUUAAUUUGGAGGCUAAAGAGCCUACUUUUGGUGAAUUUUUAAUUGAAAAACUUGAUGAUACUCUGUUGCAAAUGUGGUUAAAACUUAACCGCGGCUGCUUUUUAUUAGUUAUUUUGUUCGAAAACGGUUCGAAAGACACCCAAAAUGGACUUAAAAAGAAAUUAAAGAAACACUCGAAAUUACUUGAAAAACAAUCCACCCAGGGGGCCAAAAUUUUAUUGAAAAAACUUACCUAAUUGUUUGAUUAAAUAUAUUAAUAAUAAGUAUAAUGUUUUUAUAUGAUUC
This is a messenger RNA of Brassicogethes aeneus, 1972 nucleotides long. The record is from the annotation of a GenBank genome assembly. NCBI's taxonomy places the organism in Eukaryota, Metazoa, Arthropoda, Insecta, Coleoptera, Nitidulidae.